UUUAUUCAAGCGUCCACAGUUCUUUCCCUUUUUGUCCUUAUCAUGGCCAGAAAUUUUCUCAUGUUCUUCUCUGCUUUCCUCUUUCUCUCCAUUCCAGUAUCAUCCCAACUCAAUGAAAAUGAACUUUAUUUUCCAGGAUUCAAAGAUUUGAGCGCCAACCUAACCUUAAGUGGAGGUGCAAAAAUUGAGAAAAAUGGUAUUCUUGGCUUAACAAACGAUACCAUUUUUGACUUUACAAGCGAUAUCGUUAAACAAUUACAAGGUCAAGCCUUCUAUAGCUUGCCGAUCCAGUUCAAGAACUCGACAAAUGGAGAAGUCUUUUCUUUCUCUUCCUCAUUUGCUCUAGGUAUCGUCCCUUCCUAUCGAGAAUUUCGGGGCCAUGGCAUGGCUUUCACCAUCUCACCAUCUAAAGAGCUCAGAGGUUUUUCAGCUCAGUACCUAGGCCUCUUUAAUGAAACCAACAUGGGAAGCUUAUCAAAUCAUUUAUUUGCGGUUGAGUUUGAUACGAUUCAAAAUACCGAGUUUCUAGACAUCAACGACAACCAUGUUGGCAUCGACAUCAACAGCUUGGCGUCGAAUAUCUCUUCCGCUGCAGCCUACAUCGAUGACAGUUCAACUAAACAAAAUUUGAGUCUCAUUAGUGGAAAACCAAUCCUGGCUUGGAUCGAUUACGAUGCAUCUGAAAAUUUGUUAAAUGUCACCAUCUCUCCACAUUCUUCCAAACCAAGAUUGCCCCUCUUGUCUUUUAACGUCAAUCUUUCACCAAUCUUUCAUGAGUUCAUGUAUAUUGGCUUCUCUUCUUCAACAAGUUCUAUUGGUGCUUCUCAAUCUCAUUAUAUUUUAGGCUGGAGUUUUAAAAUCAAUGGAGAAGCUACAGCUCUUGAUCUCUCUUCUCUUCCGUCAAUUCCGGACAACGAAAAGCAGACAGGUUUGACGAUUUGCCUUUGAAUAUUGAAUAGUAAUAUGUUAUUCUACGUCAUCAAGAAAAUCAGUAAUGCU
Pistacia vera is the source of this 999-nucleotide messenger RNA. RefSeq names its product L-type lectin-domain containing receptor kinase S.4-like. The transcript has a single exon. Bases 43 to 948 code for a protein of 301 amino acids. Gene Ontology annotation, molecular function: carbohydrate binding. The record is from RefSeq and is a predicted model, not a curated record. Lineage: Eukaryota; Viridiplantae; Streptophyta; Magnoliopsida; Sapindales; Anacardiaceae.